Ooceraea biroi (clonal raider ant) is the source of this 1921-nucleotide messenger RNA. Its product is annotated as high mobility group nucleosome-binding domain-containing protein 5. NCBI's taxonomy places the organism in Eukaryota, Metazoa, Arthropoda, Insecta, Hymenoptera, Formicidae. Gene Ontology annotation, molecular function: RNA polymerase II cis-regulatory region sequence-specific DNA binding; DNA-binding transcription factor activity, RNA polymerase II-specific. The record is from RefSeq and is a predicted model, not a curated record. Gene Ontology annotation, biological process: regulation of transcription by RNA polymerase II. Gene Ontology annotation, cellular component: nucleus.
GAGUUACUGUUUGUGUUUACAGGUUAUUACUGACAAUCCAGUGUCCUUCGAGAUAUUUUUCCUGUGAUCUGUGCUUUCUAACUUAUAUUUUGUAAGAAAACAAGAUUUUUUAAUCAAAGUAGAGAGUUUUCAAUAUUGUUGUUCAACGAAUUAGAGGAAAUCUUGCUUUCAAGAAAUAUAACAUAACAAUAGGCUACACGUGACAUUUUCAUUUUCAGCAUGAAACACAAGCAUAAAAAGAAGUCUGAAGAUUGUGAGCAUGAAGAUUCUAAUCAUGAGACAGAAAGUAAAAAUGACAACACGAAGUUCAAGGAUACUCAUGAUGAUAAAUGUGAAGCUGAGGCUGUACAUGUGAAACUUGAAGAUAUCGUGCGUGGGAUAAAAAAACGAAAAAAGAAAAGCGACAGUGUAAAGUUGCAGGAUACUGAUAUUCAGGAAAAUAAUAAAUCUGAAGAUGAAAAUAAAGAUACAAAUCAACAUCAAAUUGAGGAUAAGGAUAAGGAAGUGAAGAGAGAGGGUAAAGACAAGGAUGAAGAUAAGAACGAACGAGAUAUCGAGCAUCGGACGCAAACAUUAAAACACAAAAAUGGCAAUUUAAAGGCAAGGCGAAAGUACACAGAUAUCUACAAAAAUCAUGAAUUUGAAGAUGAGAAUAAAGAUAACGAUCAAUCUCAAAUUAAGGAUGAAGACAAGGAUGAAGAUGAAGACAAGGAUGAAUAUGAGCAUAUAAAUAAGAAAGUUAAGAGAGAUGAUGAAGACAAUGCAGACAAAAUCAUAGACGACUAUUGCAGUGACGCUACGUUUCUGGCACGACAAAUGAUAUCAGAAGAAAAACCAUGUCAAGAAGACAUGAUAAAAUUAAGUAAGUUACGUGUCCAGUUGAGACACACCGUACCGCCUCAACAUAAUAUUGAGUCUCGUGCAGGCUCCCACAUGCCAACGCAGGAGGAAAUACAAGCAUUCGAGAAAAUAAUUCCAUGCAGGAGAGGCGUGUAUACUACUGAUGAGGAUGACACGAUCCUCCGUAAUUGGAAAGUAUUUUGCAAGCUACAUGAGUGGGACAUAGCACAGACCGCGCCGUUUAUUCACUUUAGAGUUGGUACAAAGGUACAUAUACGCAGUCACGGUGAAAGGCGGAAAUUUGUGCAGUUCUUGGCUGAUGGCUUACCAAACAGGACUCUGUACAGUGUUUACCAUAGAUUUAGGACUUUACAUGAAAAUAAUAUAAAUACCAGGUAUACAGAGGAUGAGGACGAGAUGAUACUAAAUCACUUGGAAGAUAAUCCCUCUCUCGAUGAGAAACGCAAGUACGCUGACUUAGCUAAAGUUCUUAAAAGGACGAGACACUCGAUUUGGAGACGGUAUAAAAUAUUAAAGAGAAAUAGAAUAAAAGCACUUGAGGAUGCCUAAUAUAUAAUAGUAAUUAUUGGAUUCUUUUAAAAAACAUUUUGUGAUCAAUCUAAUAAUGCUGUUUCUCUUCGUUUGAGAAUUUGAGAAGUUAGACUAUUCAACUAAUUUCGAAUAUGAGCGAUAAAGUUAAUCCUGUUUCUUCCAUUGAUAUAUAUUACACAACUGAUACUUUUUCGUAUUUUUAUUCGACUUAUUUAAAAAAAUGCCACUACAGAUUAUGGUUUCUAUGUAGUAGAGGUAUGGUGUUUCCUAGUUUUAAUUUUAUAGGAAGUUUGUUCAAUAUAUAUUUUGUACUAAAUCAAAUGUAACAAUGCGAAGUACUUGUCAUCUCGUUAAAUGUAUGCAUUAAGUUAACCAAUCUUAUUGUGUAUAUGUGUGUACACAAUUGAAAUAAUGUACAGUAAUAUAUAUACAGUUUUUCUUUAAUACAGAUUCUUACAAUGUAAAUAUACUUAACGUGAAUAUGUUAAUCAUGCAGGCGUAUGGAAAAUAAAGCUCGAUAUAUCAUGAU